Cajanus cajan (pigeon pea) is the source of this 1488-nucleotide messenger RNA. Its product is annotated as Tetratricopeptide repeat (TPR)-like superfamily protein. The record is from RefSeq and is a predicted model, not a curated record. Gene Ontology annotation, molecular function: mRNA binding; protein binding. NCBI's taxonomy places the organism in Eukaryota, Viridiplantae, Streptophyta, Magnoliopsida, Fabales, Fabaceae.
UUGAAUUUCGAUUCUCCCUUUCUUCUCUAUCACUAUCCUUUCAAUUAUCGAUUUGAAUAACCGGUGGGGAUUUCUCUCGUCUCGCUUGAAUGAUCCAUCGCAUACCCAAAACGAUUAAUCCAAAUCCACUGCUCCAUUAUGCUCACAAUCAAUCCCUAUUCCACAGCCACAAACCUCGACCCCAUGAAAGGCCAACUCCGAAGUUUCGCAAGCGCAUUCCUUUCGUCUCCCAAGUCAAAACAGUGCAAGACCCAGAAGAAGCCUUGUCUCUCUUUCACCGUUACAAGGAACAGGGUUUCCGCCACUAUUACCCUUCCUAUGCCGCUUUGCUCUACAAACUCGCUCGUUCCAGAAACUUCGAAGCCGUUGAAACCAUUCUCGCCCACAUGAGAGACACCGAAUUGCAAUGUAGAGAGAGCGUUUUCAUUGCUCUCUUUCAACAUUAUGGUCCUCAAAAAGCUUUUGAACUCUUCAACAGAAUGCCCCAGUUCAACUGCGUCCGCACGAUUCAGUCUUUCAAUGCUCUUCUCAAUGUUCUAGUUGACAACAACCUGUUUGAUAAGGCCAAUCAUGUUUUUGGACGGUCCUAUGAAAUGGGUUUUCGUCCAAACACGGUGACAUUCAAUAUAAUAAUGAAAGGGUGGUUGGCGAAGGGUGAGUGGGAGAAAGCAUGCGAGGUGUUUGAUGAAAUGCUUCAGAAGAGAGUGCAGCCUAGUGUUGUCACUUAUAAUAGUCUCAUUGGAUUUUUAUGCAGGAAGGGUGAUUUAGAUAAAGCAAUGACCUUGCUUGAGGACAUGAGACAGAAAGGAAAGCAUGCGAAUGAAGUAACCUAUGCGCUGUUGAUGGAGGGUUUGUGUUCAGCGGAGAAGUACGAGGAGGCUAAGAAGCUGAUGUUUGAUAUGGCGUAUCGCGGGUGUAAAGCUCAGCCGGUGAAUUUUGGUGUUUUGAUGAACGAUUUUGGGAAGAGAGGGAAGGUUGGGGAGGCCAAGUCUUUGCUCCAUGAGAUGAAGAAAAGGCGGCUUAAGCCGGAUGUUGUAACGUACAACAUAUUGAUAAAUUAUCUUUGCAAGGAAGGUAAGGCAGUGGAAGCUUACAAAGUAUUAACUGAGAUGCAGAUUGGGGGAUGUGAGCCUAAUGCAGCUACUUACAGGAUGAUGGUUGAUGGUUUGUGUCAGAUUGGGGAUUUUGAGGUAGGUUUGAGUGUUUUGAAUGCAAUGCUUACAAGUAGACAUUGUCCACGUUCGGAGACAUUUAAUUAUCUGGUUGUUGGCCUGUUGAAAUGUGGGAAUAUUGAUGGUGCUUGCUUUGUUUUGGAAGAGAUGGAGAAGAGAAAGGUAGAACUUGAUUUGAAGAGCUGGGAAAUUAUUAUAAAGUCUGUCUGUAGUGAGGAUAAGGGUGUUAGUGAGCUUAUGAAAGUACUUGCAUCUCUGAAUAUCUAAUAAAAUGCAUUUGGUGUGGAGGAAAUUGGAAGUCCUUCAUAAGUUUUCA